AGGGGAAAUGGAUUCUGUACCACGGCUGAUCAGCCUUUUCACUUUGCUGUUCUCCAGCUUGUGGCAUCCAGGAUUAACAGCGACAAAUUACAACUGUGAUGACCCAUUAGCAUCUCUGCUUUCUCCAAUGGCUUUUUCCAGUUCCUCAGACCUCACUGGUACACACAGCCCUGCUCAACUCAACCGAAGACUUGGAGCUGGUGGUUGGUCCCCAGAGGACUCCAAUGCUCAGCAGUGGCUCCAGAUGGACCUGGGAAGCAAAGUGGAGAUCACAGCAGUGGCUACACAGGGACGAUAUGGAAGCUCUGACUGGGUGACGAGUUACAGUCUCAUGUUCAGUGACACAGGGCACAACUGGAAACAGUACCAGCAAGAAGACAACAUCUGGACCUUUGUCGGGAACACAAAUGCUGACAGUGUGAUGCACCACAAGUUACUGCAUGCAGUGAGAGCCCGUUUUGUUCGCUUUGUGCCCCUGGAAUGGAAUCCAAGUGGAAAGAUUGGCAUGAGGGUUGAGGUGUAUGGAUGCUCCUAUAAAUCAGAUGUUGCUGAUUUUGAUGGCAGAAGCUCCCUUCUGUACAGGUUCAAUCAGAAGCUGCUGAGCACUCUCAAAGAUGUUAUCUCUCUGAAGUUCAAGAGCAUCCAAGGAGAUGGUGUUCUGUUCCAUGGAGAAGGUCAACGUGGAGACCACAUCACCCUGGAGCUCCAGAAAGGGAGGCUAGCCCUGCAUCUCAGUUUGGAUGACAGCAAAACUAGGCUUAGCAGUAGCCUACCAUCAGCUACCUUGGGCAGCCUUCUGGAUGACCAGCACUGGCACUCGGUCCUCAUCGAGCGGGUGGGUAAACAGGUGAACUUCACCGUGGACAAGUACACGCAGCACUUCCGGACCAAGGGAGAAACUGAUGCCUUAGAUAUAGACUAUGAGCUUAGUUUUGGAGGAAUUCCAGUACCAGGCAAACCUGGCACCUUUUUAAAGAAAAACUUCCAGGGAUGUAUUGAAAACCUCUACUACAAUGGAGUCAACAUAAUCGACCUUGCUAAAAGACGAAAGCAUCAGAUUUACAUCGUGGGCAAUGUCACUUUUUCCUGCUCCGAACCACAAAUUGUUCCCAUCACAUUUGUCAACUCUAGCAGCAGUUAUCUGCUGCUGCCCGGAACCCCCCAAAUUGAUGGGCUCUCAGUGGGUUUCCAGUUUCGAACAUGGAACAAGGAUGGUCUGCUUCUGUCCACAGAGCUGUCUGAGGGCUCGGGGUCCCUGCUGCUGAGCCUGGAGGGUGGAACCCUGAGACUCCAGAUUCAGAAAGCAACAGAACGGGCAACUGAAAUCCUCACAGGCACCAACUUAAAUGAUGGUUUGUGGCAUUCAGUCAGCAUCAACGCCAGAAGGAACCGCAUCACUCUCACCCUGGAUAAUGAUGCAGCAUCCCCAGCUCAGGACACUACCCGGGUACAGAUUUAUUCUGGAAAUAGCUACUACUUUGGAGGAUGCCCUGACAAUCUCACCGUUUCCCAAUGCUUAAAUCCUAUUAAGGCUUUCCAAGGCUGCAUGAGACUCAUCUUUAUUGAUAACCAGCCCAAGGACCUCAUUUCAGUUCAGCAAGGUUCCCUGGGGAAUUUUAGCAAUUUACACAUUGAUCUGUGUAGCAUCAAAGACAGGUGUUUGCCAAACUAUUGUGAACAUGGAGGAAGUUGUUCCCAGUCCUGGACUACCUUCUAUUGUAACUGCAGUGACACCAGUUACAUGGGUACCACCUGCCAUCACUCUCUCUAUGAACGAUCCUGCGAGGUGUAUAGGCACCAAGGGAGCACAGCUGGUUUCUUCUACAUUGACCCGGAUGGCAGUGGGCCUCUAGGACCUCUCCAAGUGUACUGCAACGUCACAGAGGACAAAAUAUGGACAUUGGUGCAGCACAACAACACAAAACUGACCCAUGUGCAAGGUGCCAGCCCUGAGAAUCCCUACUUCAUGGCCUUGGAUUAUGGGGGCAGCAUAGAGCAGCUGGAGGCUGUGAUUGACAGCUCAGAGCACUGUGAGCAGGAGGUGGCCUACUACUGCAGGAGGUCUCGCCUGCUUAACACACCAGAUGGAGUACCUUUUACCUGGUGGAUUGGCCGGUCAAAGGAAAGGCACCCUUACUGGGGAGGUGCUCCUCCUGGAGUUCAGCAAUGUGAAUGUGGCCUGGAUGAGAUUUGCCUGGACAUUCGGCACUUUUGCAAUUGUGACGCUGACAAGGAUGAAUGGACAAAUGAUACUGGCUUUCUUUCCUUCAAAGACCACUUGCCUGUAACUCAGAUAGUUAUCACUGAUACCAACAGAUCAAACUCAGAAGCUGCUUGGAAAAUUGGUCCUCUGCGUUGCUACGGUGACCGGCACUUCUGGAAUGCAGUCUCAUUUUAUACAGAAGCCUCUUACCUACACUUUCCUACCUUCCAUGCGGAAUUCAGUGCUGAUAUUUCCUUCUUUUUUAAAACCACGGCUUUAUCUGGAGUUUUUCUAGAAAAUCUUGGCAUUACAGACUUCAUCCGACUUGAAAUAAGCUCUCCUUCUGAGAUCACUUUUGCCAUUGAUGUUGGGAAUGGUCCCAUAGAGCUCGUAGUCCAGUCUCCUUCUCUUCUGAAUGACAACCAAUGGCAUUAUGUUCGGGCCGAGAGGAACCUCAAGGUGACCUCACUCCAAGUGGACAGCCUCCCCAGGAUGAGCAGGGAGACUUUGGAGGAGGGCCAUUUCCGACUUCAGCUGAACAGCCAGCUGUUUGUAGGGGGAACAUCAUCAAAACAGAAAGGCUUUCUAGGAUGCAUACGCUCCUUACACUUGAAUGGACAGAAACUGGACUUGGAGGAGAGGGCCAAGGUCACAUCUGGAGUCCGGCCAGGAUGCCCAGGCCAUUGCAGCAGUUACGGCAGCAUCUGCCACAACGGAGGCAAGUGUGUGGAGAAGCGCAGUGGAUACUUCUGCGAUUGCACCAGUUCACCAUAUGAAGGGCCCUUUUGCAAAAAAGAGAUUUCUGCUUUUUUUGAGGCUGGCACUUCAGUUACUUACAUGUUUCAAGAACCCUACCCAGUGAUGAAGAAUCUAAGCUGGUCAUCCUCAGCCAUUUAUGCAGAGUCGGCUCCAUCUAAGGAAAACAUUGCACUUAGCUUUAUGACAGCCCAGACACCCAGCCUCUUGCUCUAUAUCAAUUCUUCUUCUCAGGACUCCCUGACUGUGCUGCUCUGCAGGAAUGGAAGCUUACAAGUUCACUAUCAGUUGAGCAAGGAAGAGAUCCAUGUGUUCACUAUUGAGGUAGAAAACUUUGCCAACAGAAGGAUGCACCACUUGAAGAUUAACCGAGAGGGAAGAGAGCUUACCAUUCAGAUGGAUGAGCAGCUCCGGCUCAGUUAUAACUUUUCCCCAGAAGUGGAGUUCAAGGCUGUAAAGUCACUCACCUUGGGCAAAGUCACAGAGAAUCUUGGAAUAGAUUCUGAAGUUGUUAAAGCAAACACCCUAGGUUUUGUUGGAUGCCUGUCUGCAGUUCAGUACAAUCAUAUAUCACCACUGAAGGCAGCUCUGCGCCAUAUGACCAUCGCACCUGUGAUAAUCCAAGGGACCUUGACGGAAUCUAGCUGUGGCUCUAUGAUGGAUUCGGAUGUGAAUGCAGUGACCACAGUGUAUUCUUCAUCAGAUCCAUUUGGGAAGACAGAUGAGAAAGAACCACUCACAAAUGCAGUUCGAAGCGACUCGGCCAUCAUUGGAGGAGUAAUUGCGGUGGUGAUAUUCAUCAUAUUCUCCAUCGUCGGCAUCAUGACCCGGUUCCUUUACCAGCAUAAGCAGUCACAUCGUAAUAACCAGAUAAAAGAGAAGGAAUACCCAGCAAACUUGGACAGUUCCUUUAGAAAUGACAUUGACUUGCAAAACACAGUGAGCGAGUGUAAGCGGGAAUAUUUCAUUUGAAAAACUGCAGGGUCAACUAAUGUUCUUUUGUUGUUAAGGUUUUCUCUCCUCUUUCUCCUGUUUCUUAAUUCUAGUCAUUUUCUUUCUGUCAUUUGUUCCCUAUUUAUUUUUGGAGCACUGACCACAGCAUUUACCCUCUUGACCCAGUUUAGAAGGCCAGGCUGCUAUGGCCACUGUCUUCCUCUUUGACAAACCUAUUUUGUUGAUAAUGAUCACCCAAAAACUGACUUUACUUCUUUAGACAAGGAAGAGACACAUGUGCACAGGUGCAUAUUCAGUUCUGUAUUCCAUUUUCUAAGAUGUACUCUUCAGCUCUGCUGCCUUUCACAGGUUUACUUUGAACAAUAAUUCAGUGACCUUGGCAUUAUCAGUCCUUUUUGAUGUCCUCCUCCAUCUCAAGUUCAUUCCUACCAGGGAACUCAGGAUAGGGAAGAAGAUGCUAUAGGCCUGGUAUACUUCAGUGCCACUUUAAAAGGAACAAGAGAGGUUUGUUUUGUGUUAAUUUUCUUUACCAUAAGAAUGGCAUUGACCAAUCUCAUAAAUUUUUCACUCUGACUCUUAUCCCCUGUGUAUUUUCAGAUAUAGUCUUCCUGUUUUUAGUGAGCUAUUACUAUGCCCCUGUCUUACCACACUCUCAAGGGCCAGCAAUUUAGGACAACAUACUUUAGCCUAACUUUGAGGAAGCAUGAAAGUAGUAGCUUAAAACUAGGAGGAAAAAGAGUGCUGCUAAGAAGUAGAUGUUCUAUAACUUCAAAAAUGCUUCUGCUGAUUUCAUAGGUUAGCUAGGUUAUUCCUGGGAUUAUUAUAUAUUGAUAUAUAUCUGAAGCAUUAAAAAUUCAAGUAACAAUCUAAAAUAGUAUCUGGUUCCAUGAAAGAGCUUAAGCCAUCUUGAUUCAGCUUAAAAAUAUACUGAAUGAAAGAAGAUAAAUACGAAAUAGAAUUCUUCACUUCCAUUCACUCACUAAAGUUCUGGUGGAGAAAGUGAAUGUAGGUUUAAUAUUUCUGAGCAGAUACAAUGAUUCAUCUCUGUCCAUCAAGCAAUCUCCUAGGAGGUUUAGGAUGUGCUGACAGGUAAGGCAUUGUUAGCUAUAAUGAACCCUCACUGCUUAACUUUGGAGGAGUUUGUAGGCCCUAUGGCACAUCACAUUUUCAAAUCUGUUACAUCUUAUGUAUAUAAAAGCAUCUGUGUGCACAUGUGCACAUGCACACACACACACUUCUUCUUAUAAGCAUUAACUAUCAGAUGACAUGGUGACAGACUUCCUAGUCUUUACCUCUCUGAUAACAAGGCAUCGAAGAAGAAACACAAUCAUUCUUUCAGGAAGGCAUCUUGAGCUCAUCCACCAGGUGGUGGUGAGAAUCCUAAUGGUUUUGCUAUAGCAAUAUGCCUCAUCCUUUGCCUCUGGGCACUCUUGAAAAAGAUAAGGCAAAACACAAUAUAAAUCUGUCAGUAUGCUGGGAAUGCCAAUAUAGUGAUCUACAGAAGUGGAAAGUACUUGCUGAUUCUCUUUGAGAGACAGAUUUGAUUUGGGAAACAAUUACCACAUAGCUGCUUUGCUGUUCACCAGCCCUGACAGUUACCACUCUAUCUUUUCCCCAGUAUAUCUGUCGCAUCUGAGUACUUAAUGCUGUCCUGCAUGAGGAGGCUCCCCAUGAGGAAUGCAUUAGUUUCAUCUGACUUCAGGUUCAUUUCAGGCUCUGCUUUCAGAAAAUAUGGCAUAAUAAUUUAGUUUCUAAUCAUAUUUCUCAGCUUUAAGAUGUUCUAAUUAUACAUGCUUUCCUUGAAAUUUUUUAUGAAUUCUCACUUAAUCAUUCUAUCAUUUCCAUUAUAUCCCUUUGCUGGUAAAUUAAUUGUAAUGAUUCUAACAAAUGCACCAUUUGUUUCCUUCUAGUGUUAAUAAGAUGAAUGAUAUAUUAAUAGGAGGGAAGAUCUAUAAAUAUUGGUGCUCCUCCCCUAUUUCCACUUUCACUUUUGAAUUUUCUAUUUCUAUAAAACUCUGUAUAAAUCAGCCAUUUGCUUUGCUAGAUAGUCCUUUGUGCCCUGAGAUAAAAAAAAAACUCUAUGUAGGGCAGUGGGUUUAACAUGAUGCUUCUUUAGUAAUGAAAUGGAAAGGAAAUAGGUGUGAGUAAUAAAAUGGAAAAAAGCAAGAACUAUAUCUCACUAAUACAGAGCUGACAGAAAAAAUGGAGGACUAGAAAGACCAACUUAAAGUAUUUAUUUUCUCAUUUACAUUGAUGUAUAUGCUCAUAGGUAGUUCUGUAGGUUAAGAAUUUGUGAUGUUCCAUCCUUACCACAUGUGCACUAGAGAACCCACCAGCAUACCUCCCUGCAUAGGUAGACUACAUAUACUACACACUAUAUAUCACAGACUGAAAGACAAAUGACAAGAAAGUACCAUCUGCAUGCCACUCUUAUAAGAGAGUCUCAGGGGCACAUUAGAAUUAUUUUUGCAAGGUUAGAUUAUUUCAAAAACUCAGCAAACACUCUUUCACUAGAUGUAUAUGAAAGCAAGUGAGUUGCUCCCUCCAAAGAGAACACAAUCUUCAGUUAGAAAUAAGUGCUAACUUUGCCUGUCUUCUUCUCAGUGGUACCAUAAUCCUUGUAGUUUUGUGCAAUUUUUUAAUUGUGUGAGUGUUUCAAUCCUUGAACCAUUAUUCUCUAAAAAAAGAUUUUGAAAGCCUUCUAAUCUCUCCUUGACCACCAUUUCUGCUUCAAUAACCAUGUUUUCUGAAUGCAUGCUCUGGCCAACUAGAUUUCCAUAAUCCUCAACAUUAACCCUUAGUCUUUGUUAACUGCUGCUUACACAAAGAUUUAAUCAAAUGUGGUCACUUCAUAAAAAAAAAAUACCUGUUCAAUUUUACAUUCUAAGGGAGCUAUUUCAUGGAUAUCCUUCCACCAAACAAAUCUAUUUAUGCAAGCAAUAGUACAUCCAUUUACCAUAAAAUACAUUUAUCAAACAACCACUGCAUCAUUCAUGUUAUCAAUCAGUUAGAUUACUAUGGUUUCUAUGAGAAUUCAUCUGGAAAAUUAGAGAUUUAUCACUUCUCUAAAUAUAUUUUUAUGAAUAACUUAGCCUCUUCUCUUCACUCUCAACUGCAUAUGAGAGAUUUAUCUUAAGGAUCCUGAGGCUGACUUUUAAAACAGAUUUUGUUCUCUUUAGUAAUAACAUAGAUGGUACUAACCCAACCCCAUUGUUUGUCAGACUCAUGUCCAUCAAAAGUUAAUAGGAGCAAGGCCAGAACAAAAUAAAUAGAUUAUUCUCUUCUUUCUUUAUACAUUCAUGAAAUAUUUAUUGACUGUCCUGUACCACAGGGGAUAUGGUAGAAAUGGGUGCUCAAAUAUAAAUUACACCUUGUUCUUGCCCUUGGGGAACCCAAAGUCUAGCAUGUUUGGUUGUAAUAGGCUUUUAUUUUUUGCUAUAAUAAGUUGUGCAUAAAGUACUAUAGAAUAUAGAGCAAAGGCCCUAUACAAUUAUCUUUAUAAAGCCCUUGCUAGACACUUAAAAAUAUAAAUUUUGGGAAACAUUUGUAAUUUUUUUGUUUAUUACUUUCACCUUAAAUAAGGUGCUUUUUUCUCCUCCUCAAAGCAAAUACAUAUUGGUACAGGUAUGUUUCUGCAGAGAGAGAGGUUUAAUCUCUAGGGACAGCAAGAAGAAAUGUCCCUGUCUCUAAAAUAUAUUUGGGAGGCUGCAUUUCCUCUAUUCUUGUUCAUUUCUGAUUGGGAAAUUCUGAAAACCCCCCAUCUGGUCAAUCAGUCCUAAACGACAAUUUAGGGACCUUCUUUGCUGUAGGAAACAAAAAUCUCCACUUCUGCUCCCCUCCUCCUGUUUUCUCAGUGCUUUUUUGUCAACUUUUUUUGUUGUCGUUCAAGUACAGUUGUCUGCAUUUCCCCACCACCACUCCCGCUACCCCUUCUCAGUUCUUUUUCAACAUCCUGUUAUGACCUAUUACAUGCCAUUGCUCUUUCAGACAUUCUUAAGGGGUAUUUAUUGUGCUCCAGCACCUCUUAACACCGCCUUUUGUCCUGAUGAGCCAUUUGACUCUACUUAGGAAGGUCUUUGAAAACUAGAUGAAGUAUUACUUUGGGUAAAUAACUGAGAAAAGUUGUUGUCCAUCUUAUUGAGGUCUCACCUGUGUGCUUUAGCUGAAUGUUUUCAAUCUUGAAAGUUGUACAUAUACCCUUCUCUGCACAAAACUGAUUAAAUUAUAGGGGCAGAACUGAGAGGCUGUAAACAGAGAGUCUUCACCAAGAUAUUCAAGGAGAGAAGAA
Molecule: messenger RNA, 8201 nt
Organism: Phyllostomus hastatus (greater spear-nosed bat)
Lineage: Eukaryota; Metazoa; Chordata; Mammalia; Chiroptera; Phyllostomidae
Gene: CNTNAP5
Product: contactin associated protein family member 5
Exons: 24
Coding region: 8-3931 (1307 amino acids)
Source: RefSeq, a predicted model, not a curated record